Oncorhynchus keta (chum salmon) is the source of this 3312-nucleotide messenger RNA. RefSeq names its product translocating chain-associated membrane protein 2-like. Gene Ontology annotation, cellular component: endoplasmic reticulum membrane. NCBI's taxonomy places the organism in Eukaryota, Metazoa, Chordata, Actinopteri, Salmoniformes, Salmonidae. The coding region runs from base 1323 to 2432 and encodes 369 amino acids. Gene Ontology annotation, biological process: protein insertion into ER membrane; SRP-dependent cotranslational protein targeting to membrane, translocation. The transcript has 11 exons. The record is from RefSeq and is a predicted model, not a curated record.
UGUUCAAGUAGUAGCAUAUCGGCCCGAUACCAAGUACCAUUGAUAGUAUCCGUGCACUUCUAAUUUCCUUGUGUGUUUUUGUUAUUCUUUUGAAAUGAUGCUCGCUCCCCCCUGCCCCCCAAAAUGAACAUAUGAUCAGGGGGGUAUUCACUAGGAACCAAACAAAACCAACCGGAAGCAAACAGUUUUCAGUGCAAAAACGUUUUGCCACCGUUUGCUAUGGUGUGGAGUAAUGGCUACACCACAGGUGAACAUAUACAUUUAUUUGCUGUCACUGCUUAGGACAGACAGGCUCCAAUGUCGUCUCGACAAAACUGUUUGACGCUGAAAUUUGACAGGUGUCUCGCUUUUAUAGAACACCAUUUGCCUUUUGCGAAGUUGUUCAUAUUAACAAACAUUUAUUGCUAAGAGCUAAUUAAUAUUUUUAAGGUACAUUGUUAUCAAAAAAUGUUUUUUUUAUUCUUUGUCUCAAAGACAUGUUGAACAUGUUAACUUGCUAAAUGCAGUUUUUCGGUUGAGAUGCUAUUUAAUAUGUUUUUGUACUGUCUCAGGCCCAUGGUUAAGUUUCCACACCUCAAUUGUACCUAAGGGAUAUCCAAGACAUGUUUUUCUGUGCUAACUUUUCCAUCUCUCUUAUAAGGGAUCAUUGUGAUGUUGACUAAAUGUUCUAUAAAGGAGCCAGGAUGAGAUUCAUAGCCGACGUAUACAGAACACUAAAAUGAUGCUGCUUGUCAUAGUUUUCUCCCUCUCAGGUGUUUGUCUAUUCAACAUUUUGUUCCAUAGGUCAAGGCCACUGGUGGCUUGAUAACAAAGAAGCAAUAAAGGUUAUAUUGGGUGGACAUAAUGCAAAAAGCAGUUGAAUUAUUUGGUCUUUCAUUGAAUUCUGUGUACAAAUUAAUGUAUGCAUUAUAUUAUUUUAUAUCUACAUUGAAAGCAAAUAAGUUAUGUUAUGCUUGUAGGUAUUACAUGGUAAUGCAUAGGUAAUAUGGGGUAAUUUGUUUUACAUACAAAUCAUUUCGAACAUUGUUAUUUGUCCUUUUGAAAAGAGGGUGAUUUGUAAACAAGCUCGCUCAGUUAUUAAUGCUAACUAGUUUUACAUACAAAUAAUUUCGAACAUUGUUGUAAAUAAGAAAAUGCUUUGAAAGUUCUAUAAACGUUGUGUACCAUUCUGGAAUUCUGAAGGAAUUUCACUUCGCCUUGCCUUUAAUGAGGAAUUUCAAAAACCUCCCCUUUUAAGAAUGUGCACAUGCGCAGAGUGGGGAAACAGUUAACUUCUGAACUUCACAGGCAGAACAUUUUUGGGGAAAAGUAAUUCUGCUGAAAUGGCAUUCCGGAGGAGAAACAAGAGUUAUCCCUUCUUCAGCCAGGAAUUCUUAAUACAAAAUCAUGCCGAUAUCAUCUUUAGUUUGGUCAUUUUUAUUCUCAUUGGAUUGAUGUUUGAGGCAACAGCAAAGACUGCCAUAUUGUUUAUUCAACCUCAGUACAACAUCAGCACACCGUCACCAGAGGGAGAGGUGACAUUGUACCAGUACGGCUGGCAAGACUGCACCACCAUCCUCUUCUAUUUCUUCAUCACCAUCAUCCUCCACGCCGUGGUGCAGGAGUACGUCCUGGAUAAAGUGAAUAGGCGCCUCCAUCUCUCAAAAAGCAAGAACACCAAGUUCAGUGAGUCAGGCCAGCUGUGUGUGUUUCACCUGGUGUCCAGCGUGUGGAGUUUCUACAUACUUAUAACAGAAGGAUACGUGUUUCACCCAAGCACCCUUUGGGAGAACUACCCACAUGUCCACCUCCGGUUUCAGGUGAAGUUCUUUUACCUCACUCAGCUGGCCUACUGGCUUCACGCCCUACCUGAGCUCUACUUCCAGAAAGUACGCAAGGAGGAGAUCCCUCGCCAGCUGCAGUACAUCUGUCUCUACCUGCUGCACAUCUCUGCAGCAUACCUGCUCAAUUUGAGUCCUGUGGGCCUGGUACUCCUCUGUCUGCAGUACCUGUCUGAGCUGGGCUUCCACAUCGCCAGAAUAUUCUACUUCACUGAUGAGAGCCACCAAAAGAUGUUUGACCUGUGGGCCGUGAACUUUGUGUUCACGCGGAUGGUGACCCUCACACUUGUGUUCCUGGCUGUGGGUUUUGGGUUGGCCCGUGCUGAAAACCAGGGGCUGGACUGGGACAUGGGAAACUUCAACACUGUGCUAAUACGGAUGCCUGUGUUGUUGCUGGUGAGUCUGACCCAGUCGUGGCUCCUGUGGAAGUUUAUCCGUUUCCAGCUGAAGCGGUGGCGAGAGUUCAGACAUGAACAGGUCGCUAGGAAGAGGGUUGCCGCCAAGCAAACCCCCCGACCGCUGAAGAGAGACUCCAUUGGCCACCAUGAAAACGGCGCAAUCAAAGCUGAGAACGGAGCCUCUCCUCGACCCAAGAAGAUCAAGGCCCCCUAAUGGUUCCACCCAUCAUGGCUGCCUGAACAGUGACCCUGACUAUAUGGCUUAUCAAUCAGAGGAACAAGAAACUGGUCCCACACCAUUCAUCCUCUUCCUGUUUUGCGUAUUUUCUGGAGGUGAACAUAGGUGAUGUGGGGGCUGCGUAUGUCGCCAUGGCCACAACAAGGCUUAAAAAAUGCAAUUCCAAAACCAAACCCCCCUCGAGCCCUGAACAGACAUUUACUAUCAUAUCAGUAUUUUUUUAUACAACUGUCUGCUAUGGACACUCGGGUUCUGAUCUCCAUGUAUACUGAACGAUGUAUGUUAUUUGUGGCACACUGUAUACGUAAUAUUGAAUGUGUUGGUGCCUGUUCCUUGUGCGUUAAGAACUGUACUGGUCUGGGGUUUGUCCAGAUGCAGCUGUUUUUCAGCUCUGCUGUUGAAUGAGUCGCCUUCGCUUUUUGCAUGAGUCGUAUUCAUUAGGCGCCAAACAGAAGAAAACUGACUGAAACGUGGACGGACUGGACUUGACCAAGAAGAAACACUCAUUUUCAGUUUCCUCUGCAAAAUGUUUUGUGCCCUAAUAAACACGACCCUGGUUACUUGGUGCAGGAAGAAUGUUGCUGGUUCUACGGUGGUCCUAAAGGGAUAUCAGAGCGUGCUGGCUUUGCUACCCAAUCAGUGAUGGGCGGGACCAAGGUGAGAUUGGACCAAUUAUGGGGCUCUGGUUACUCCUUGGCCCCUCCCUCUGGGCCAUGGUCAGUGUGGCUCGGACCGUGCUGUGGCCACUUUACACAAACAUCCUGAUGACCACCAUGUAUGUGGGAUAAUACUGCAUGCUAUUCCAUUGUUUUUAGUUUUCUAUUUUUACUUAAAUAAUACAUGGUUCUCAAAUGCU